UUACCAGAUUCUCUGAGACGUGGCUUUGGGCUUUUUGAUCCCCAAGAUCCUUCAUACCUCUGAUCCAUUGAUCUGAUGAUGGAAGUUCCGAUGCUCCUCUCACUCCCUACUGAAGUACUGCUCCAGAUCACUGACUACCUGACAGCCAAUGACAAGCUAUGUCUCCGUAUUUCCUGUAAGAGGUUCUACUCUCUCCUCAGCGAUCCUCAUGCCUGGAGUUCCCUGGUGUGGAAGAAUUGUCGCAGAAGAGACCAAGACUUCAAAGCUCUCAGACAGGCACUGAAACUAUCUCGUUCGUAUGUCCAAUAUGUUCACAUAUCGUAUAUGUCAAAAUCAAAGAGGUUCUCAAACGCAAAGUUUUUCCCUCAAAUUGGUAAAUGCAAGCAAAUACGCUACCUAUCAUUGACUGGCACGUUCUUCGAAUCUGUAAAGCAGAACACACUUGAACAGUUGCUGUCUGAAUUACCAUCCCUGUACUGCCUUAGUGUGACAGGAAAUCAAUAUUGUGCUAAGCGUGUAUUAGUGGCUGCUAAAUCAUCGAAAAGUCUGGAGGUUCUCUGUGUUAAUACUGAGGAUGAAAGGUACUCUGCUGUGCGUUUUUGGAAAGAUGGCGGGUAUAUGCCUCCAAAUCUGAAACUGUUUGGGAUUUCCCAAUUUAUUGACUGUAUUCACCAACUAACGAGCAGCGACCACCCUGCGCAGUUAUCCAUCUAUCCAAGCAGUUCCCCAAUAGCUGGAAACGUGGUCACCAAGUACCCAAUUAUUACAUUGUCUUUGUAUCCGAAUGUUGAGUUGGUGACUUGCCCGACUGCAUCUGUUUGUUCCUCAGUCUCGCACUUCUCAGAUAUAAUUCUAUCUCGUGGCAACUCCUCCACUUUAGAUCCUGUCAGUGCUAUAGUGUACAGUUCAUCGGGGCAUUCCAUGGAUGUACUUUCACGUGGUAUUGCUGUCUCACUUUUGCCAUCAAGUAUUGAAUCACUCUGUUUGAGAAGAACAGAAGUGUUAGCUUCUACUGACCUUACGCUGCUCUCUGAAAUGUGUCCAAAGCUAGUUAGUCUUGAUAUUCAAGGUUGUACAAAUUCUUUACAGAAUCUUCUAGGAUUAGCCGAUAUCAGUUCAAAUUGUGCGGGCUUGGCAGCUUUGAACAUUGUGGGAAUUUGUAAUAUUGAGAGUUUGUCUUCUCUCUGGGAGGUUCUAUCUAGUAUGAGGAAACUGCGUUACUUAUCAAUAGGUUAUUCAUUCAUUACUGAAAGGCGUGUUGAUCGUGGUCGGGAUGUCAGUUUGGCACGAAUGAAUUUGUUUGCGAUCGACAUAAUUUCUGAUCAUUAUAUCAGGGAUCAUAAAGUAGCUCUCCAAGUCGAAAGGCUCCUGCCAGCUUUUCAACAGUUGCAACACUUAAAAAUCUCAAUUGUGUUAAUAAAAAAGCUAUCGGCCACCCUUGACCUAACCAAUGUCCUCCCCAACCUGCCUUCCCUUGCACAGUUAUUUGUUACAAUUUCUUCAUCAAACCGUAGCCCGCUAAAAUUACCCACUGAUUCAGAUUGCUACUCAUCUCUGAAGAAACUUUCCAUUGACUAUAAGCACUUUGAUGUUUCUGACGAUCUGGCUCGAGCUUUCUCUAAGUCUCCAUCUCUGACAUAUUUAUACCUCGAUGUUGGACAGUUAAGUCCCCUUCUCAUUGAGCUACUAAGCAAUUUCUGUCGUCUCUGUGAAUGUUAUCUUUGGUUUAAAGGAGAUAAAGCAAAAGUUUGUGAUGAAACAAGAGUUAGAGGACAUUCAACUGUGUUUGACGAACACGGAAUAUGUGGAUGUGUGAAAUCGAAAAGAUUUUAUCAUAAAACAGAAACGUUAUUUUUGCAAUGUUGACUUCGUUUGGUUUGUUGCUGGUGUUUUUUAUUUAGAGUCUUACUCUCGGUUAUUUUCUGAAUGUUAUUAUUUGUUAUGGUUUCAUACAAUGAUACUUAUUUUGCGAA
Messenger RNA from Halichondria panicea, 1973 nucleotides. RefSeq lists its product as uncharacterized. The record is from RefSeq and is a predicted model, not a curated record. Lineage: Eukaryota; Metazoa; Porifera; Demospongiae; Suberitida; Halichondriidae. Bases 76 to 1866 code for a protein of 596 amino acids. The transcript has a single exon. Gene Ontology annotation, molecular function: protein binding.